AAAGAAUUUGCUUUUCCUAAAAUUCUAUUUUUCAUCAAUUUAUAACAAUAUAAUUCGAAGAUAACCGAAUGAAGAUUUUUUUAACUUAAUAUAUGUUUAGUAUUAAUAAUACCGGUUUAGAAAAAUUUGAGUAUUUUUUGCAUAUCAAAGCGACUUCUUCACAUGGGCGGGUAAUAAAGCGCUUUCAUUGGACGAGCGUAGCUUCAGGCAGCGCCAUUUUGUGCUUGUUCGCUGACUGAUGCAAUUUGCAAAUACGUUUACGUUAUUUUUUUUGUUUCGCAUUGAAAAUUGUUUAACAAAUUGAAGUUUUUUUUAUCUAUAACUCCUUCAACAAUAUGAUGAAUCCUGCAACUGAUGUAGAAUACAUUGAGGCUGACAGGGAGUACAUGCAGUUAAACAAAAGGGAAAUAAUGGAGAGCGAGAUAGCAGACGAUGCAGAUGAUCACUGGGAUCACAACAGCAUAAGAAUUAUGCUAAACUUGUAUAUAGAGAAUCUUGACAAAUUUAGAAAUCCAAAGAUAAGAAAGAAAAAUUUAUGGUCUGAUAUUGCCAAUGCUGUGGGCAAAAGUCCAGACCGUUGUAACAAGAAAUUUAGAAAUUUAAAGCAAACAUAUAUUAGGUUACUAAAAAAGAAAAACAAGAUUGGUAUUUCGACCGUAAAAUGGCCAUAUUUUGAAAGUUUCGAGGAGAUAUAUUGUGUGGAGGGGGAAUACCAGCCUGAGAUUCAACAAAAACUGCAAGAAGGCUCCAAUGAGAGUAUAGCUAAAGCGUUACUAUCAAUAAGUUCUCCUUCAAAAUUUGAAGAUAGUCAUGAAAAUGGGGAAACAUCUAGUGGACAAAAUGAAGAAGUACGGAGAAGAUUGACAAGGAAACGGAAUGCAGAAUUCAGAAAAGUUACGUUAGAAAUUAAGGAUAGGCAAAGAUUGGUGGAAGAAAAAUUAGAUAGAUUGAUAAAUAUUGUAGAAGAAUCAAAUAAUAUUCAAAGAGAAAGGAAUAAACUGUUUGAAGAAUUUCUUGAGAAACUCAGGAGUUCUCAUGGAGGUUGCUGAAGAGAACUUCAAGACAAAAUUACAAUUGUAAAUGAAUUUACAUGUAUAUUUUAUAUAAUCAGACAUAUUGUAGUUAUCA
Molecule: messenger RNA, 1128 nt
Organism: Papilio xuthus (Asian swallowtail)
Lineage: Eukaryota; Metazoa; Arthropoda; Insecta; Lepidoptera; Papilionidae
Exons: 2
Coding region: 336-1049 (237 amino acids)
Source: RefSeq, a predicted model, not a curated record